This is a messenger RNA of Solanum dulcamara, 1266 nucleotides long. Its product is annotated as E3 ubiquitin-protein ligase AIRP2. Gene Ontology annotation, molecular function: ubiquitin protein ligase activity. NCBI's taxonomy places the organism in Eukaryota, Viridiplantae, Streptophyta, Magnoliopsida, Solanales, Solanaceae. The record is from RefSeq and is a predicted model, not a curated record. Bases 329 to 1090 code for a protein of 253 amino acids. The transcript has 5 exons. Gene Ontology annotation, biological process: protein ubiquitination.
UGCACUUCUUCCAACCAUUAUUUUCUUUAUGACCAACAAAAACUAGAAAGCUGUCGCAUUCAAAGCCGACCCUUUUAGAAAAAAAAAGAGAAUUUCUUUUUCUCCAUAAAGAUAGUGUUCUUGAAAAAGGGUGGAAGAGAUCUAAAGGGGUUCUUCUUUUCUUGAAUUUUUUUUUUUUGCACAAAAACAAGAACAGACAUCGUGGGAUUUUCAGUUUUCUUGUGUGUGGGGAAAGAAGACUUGCUUUUGUCAUUUUUUGUUUGUCCAAGAAAACAUAAAAAGCAGUUUUCUUGAGUGGUAAAGGGACCAAAAUCCUCAAAGAGGGGGGAUGGAGAUGAUGAAUUACCAGCUUGGAAGGAGUUCUUAUCAGGAUUCCUUGAAAGUCCUAGAGGCUGAUAUUCAGUAUGCCAAUACUCUGGCUGCUGCAAUUCCAAGAGAGAAGAGUGGAGCACGUCUUCAAAUGAAACUGACCUACAAUGGAUUGGCUCCUGUGUUUCUGUUUUUGCUCCGUUGGAUAGAUAGUUCCUGCACUUGUCUGCUUCCUGGAUAUCUGAAUUUCUUUCAUGUCCUCAUUUACAAGGUGCGUACAGAUGGGAGACCAAGAAUAUCUAGACAUGGAAGAAGAGCAACUAUUAGCGACUUUUAUGGCGUUAUACUGCCAUCACUACAGCAGCUACAUUCUAACUUGGUGGCGUUGGAUGAUAGUAAAGUUGUAAAUAAUGGCAUAGGAAGUUCUCAAGAGAAAGUGAAAGGAGACUCCAAAUUUUCCAACUUUGAAGCAGAGAGAGAAGAUGAAUGUGGAAUAUGCUUGGAGCCUUGUAACAAAAUGGUCCUACCAAAUUGCUGCCAUGCAAUGUGCAUUAAUUGCUAUCGUGAUUGGAAUACAAGAUCCGAAUCCUGCCCCUUUUGCCGUGGUAAUUUGAAGAGAGUUAAGUCAAGAGACUUGUGGGUCCUCACCUGCAAUGAUGAAGUUGUUGAUCCUGAAACUGUUUCCAUCGAGGAUUUAUUGCAUUUCUAUCUGUAUGUUAACAGCCUGCCUAAGGAUUCUCCUGAAGCGUUGUUCUUGAUGUAUUAUGAAUACCUAAUAUGACAUAAAACAUUUGAGAUAAGUAGUGUACAGAUAGAGAAAGAAAACCUUCAAAUGUACAUAAUUCUGGUGGGAGAAAUUCUCCUUAUUUUCACAGAGAAAUAACCACCUCCAUGCUGUCUUUGUGGUGGUAUUGAUGCCCUCUUCAUGAUCAAUAACAGAUUUUUAUUUCCAAAUAA